AUGUCUCCAGCAACCGAUAAACGGUCCAUCCUGAUUACUGGAUGCUCUGAAGGUGGCGCAGGUAAUGCGUUGGCAUUGGAGUUUGCGGCCCAGGGUCUAAGAGUAUUCGCAACUGCUCGGUCUCUUAAGUCGAUGAGCAAUCUUUCAGAGAGUGGAAUUGAGACUUUCGCCCUGGACGUUACCGCUCAGGAAAGCAUUUCAGCUCUAAAAGACGAGAUUGCCAAACGCACCGGCGGGACUCUCGACAUUCUCUACAACAAUGCGGGCUCUAUGUAUGAGGCUCCCGCUAUAGAAGCCGAUCCCAGCCAAGUGAGGAAAAUGUUCGACGCCAAUGUAUUCGGUCUGUUCGACGUGGUGUCGACCUUUUCACCUCUCUUGAUCGCUGCUACAGCCCACAAGUCCAAGUCCAUGCCAACAAUCAUCAACGUCGCAUCGAUCCUUGCACGACUUCCAUUCCCCUUCGCAUCCGCAUACAACGCAACAAAAGCCGCAGUUUCCGUUUACUCCGAUACCCUACGGUUGGAACUCGCCCCUCUGGGUAUCAGAGUCGUUACGUUAUUUAUGGGCGAAGUCUCCACCAAACUUCGGUCAGCGGAUACUGUCAGCUUUGGACCUGACAGUUUGUACGCCGACGUUGAAGGAAAGGUCAAGGAGAGGACUGAGGAAAGCGCCAGAGUGUCCAUGACACCGGCCGCUUUGGCUAAGCAAGUUGUUCCCAAGGUCCUUGGUAACAAUGAUGUCAGCUACAUCUGGAAAGGCACAAAUGCUUUCAUCGUCUGGCUGCUUAAUGCUGUAGGACCUCGGAAGGUCUUCGACUCGACCAUGAUGGGGCCUGUCCAGUUUGACGAUAAGAACAUGGUGAAACGGAUAUAUGAACGUGGGCAGCGGUUUGUUGGGCUGCUGUGA
Messenger RNA from Penicillium cataractarum, 906 nucleotides. Its product is annotated as short-chain dehydrogenases/reductase. Bases 1 to 906 code for a protein of 301 amino acids. The transcript is spliced from 3 exons. Gene Ontology annotation, cellular component: lipid droplet; endoplasmic reticulum. Gene Ontology annotation, biological process: phosphatidic acid biosynthetic process; triglyceride catabolic process. Gene Ontology annotation, molecular function: triacylglycerol lipase activity; acylglycerone-phosphate reductase (NADP+) activity. Lineage: Eukaryota; Fungi; Ascomycota; Eurotiomycetes; Eurotiales; Aspergillaceae. The record is from RefSeq and is a predicted model, not a curated record.